UCAAGACAGGUGAAAUCCCAGGCUCUUCCCCAUCAGAGAUCAUGUCUGGCAGCUGUUGUGAAUUCUCAGCUCCAGAGUCUGGUUUCUCUGCCAAAUCCUGUGGCUGUGCCUCUAAGCCCUCACUAGCUGAUCCGGGUUCUUGCUCCAGAAUAGUCUGCAGGGAGUUUAAGCGACUUGGCUUUAAGUGGAUUGGGAGCGAUAAAAGUGAAGCAAGGCACUUCUGGCAGAAAUGGAUUUGCUGCUGAGAUAUUUCUUGCUCCGGGGGGCAGCUGCACUUCUUCUGGCAGCCUGCUCAGGCACCUCCUCACAUUCUCUGACCUAUUACUACACCGGGGUGUCGGAGCGCAGCCAGGGCCUGCCCCAGUUUGUUGCCGUGAUCUACGUGGACGACCAGCCCGUGGCUCACUAUGACAGUGACAUGAGGACGCUUCUGCCUCUGGUUCCCUGGAUGGAGGCGUUUCAGAAGGAGGAAGCGGAACCCUGGGGCUGGCAGACUGAUUCCGUGCAGAGUGCGGAGCUGGUGUCCGGUGUUGCUAUGAAUGCCUUGCGGAAUCACUACAACCACAGUGAGGGGCUUCACACACUGCAGUUAUUCUUCUACUGUGAAUUGAGUGAGGAUGGGCAUAGAAAGGGUUAUCGACGGGAUGCUUACGAUGGGAGGGAGAUCGACCCGGAGACCCUCACCUGGAAGGAAGCCAAUGCUACAGCCCCAGUGAUUGAAGGGCAGCCAGACUAUGGGGACAUCUGUGUUUUGUGGCUGCCCAAGUUCCUGCCCUAUGGAAAGGAAGCUCUUCUGAGGAAAGAACCCCCAUUAGUGAAGGUGACGCACAAAGCUGUCAACAGAAGCUCAGAAAUCCUCCUCUGCUGGGCCUUUGGCUUCUACCCCAGGCAGAUCCACAUCACUUGGAAGAAGGAUGGGGAGUUCUGGGAGCAGGACAACUUCCAAAGGAACAUUGUCCCCAAUUCAGAUGGGACCUAUCAUGCCUGGCUCAGCGCUGAGAUUGACCCCAAGGAGAGGAACCACUACCAGUGCCAAGUGGAACACAGUGGCUUACCGGAGCCUCUGGAUGUGUCCUGGGAUGAAUCUGGAUGAUAUCCCACUGGUGUGUGAGAAGAGAUUAGUAGGAAUCCACCAAAGACUUGCUGCAAAUCAUUUCACACGCUUCAAGACAAACUUGAAGAGUUUGUCUAUGUCAAUGAAUGAAUGAAGAAAUAAACAAACUUGUCACUUG
This is a messenger RNA of Hemicordylus capensis (graceful crag lizard), 1232 nucleotides long. Its product is annotated as DLA class I histocompatibility antigen, A9/A9 alpha chain-like. Bases 230 to 1093 code for a protein of 287 amino acids. The record is from RefSeq and is a predicted model, not a curated record. Lineage: Eukaryota; Metazoa; Chordata; Lepidosauria; Squamata; Cordylidae. Gene Ontology annotation, biological process: immune response. The transcript is spliced from 6 exons. Gene Ontology annotation, cellular component: external side of plasma membrane.